GUGGCGCGGUAUUGGUAUAAAUUAAUUAUACCUCUUUCUAGCUAAUGUACUUUAGUCUGGUAAACAGGAAAUGUUUGUUUUUUUCUGCACAUAUCCUGCUGGAAUUAACCGAAUCAAAUCUGGAAUGUGUACAUUUAUGUUACAUUUUUUAUAAUAUAUAAUGUAAAAGCCGCAAGGAAGAAAUCUUUUAACAAAUGUUUCUUCUUAUAAAUUGAAAAAAAAACCUACAAAAUAAAAUGAAUGUGGUAACGAUUACCUUCUGGGGACUAAAAUCAGAUCAUGCGAUCAUUAAUCGGUUUCUGAUAUAAUUUUGUGAAAGGUUCUCGUGUCAAACAAAUUGCUUACUUAAAACAGAAGACAAUAUGGAAAUGCAGGCCAUGAGGAUGCCUUAACCAUUUGUUUGUGUAGUAAAGUACAAAUAUCAUGUGUAUUUUCAACUGUGCUAAUCAAUGGAAUUAUAUUGACAGAUUGAACCAUUCAUUCAAAAAGGUAAUGAAAACUUGGUCCAUCAUAUUUUACUAUAUGAAUGUGACAGAAAUGUCAAUGACAGUGUGUUGGAUCUUGGCCAUGAAUGCUACCAUCCUAACAUGCCGGAUGUUUUUCAUACAUGUGAAACAGUUGUCUUUGCCUGGGCCAUUGGUGGAGAGGGCUUCACGUUCCCACCACACGUUGGUUUAUCAAUUGGAAUGCCAACAGAUCCUAAAUAUGUUCUUAUGGAAAUACAUUAUGAUAAUCCAUCACAACAAGAAGGAUUAACAGAUAAUUCUGGCAUUCGUCUGUACUACACUCACCAUGUAAGAAAAUAUGAUGCUGGUGUUUUAGAGACCGGCAUUUGGGUCAGUCUAUAUCACAUGAUACCACCAGGUAUGGGUCAAUUCACCUCAGAAGGACACUGCACUAUGGAAUGCUUGGAAGAGGCUCUAAGUGCAGAAAAUCCAGAAGGGAUUAAUGUGUUUGCUGUUCUUCUACAUUCACACUUGGCAGGCAAAGCCAUCUGGGCCAGACAUUACAGAAAAGGAGAAGAACUGAAGCCGCUUGCCUAUGACACAGAAUUUGAUUUCAACUUUCAGGAGUAUAAAUACUUAGAAGAAGAAAGGACCAUUGUACCAGGAGACAAUAUAGUUACUCAGUGUCAAUACAACACAAAAGGCCGAACAACAAUGACUUGGGGUGGGCUGAGCACCAGAGAUGAAAUGUGCCUAUCUUUCUUGCUUUAUUACCCCAAAGUUGACCUUGCCCGAUGUGAAAGCAUUCCAGAGAUUAAACAGCAGCUAGAGUUUAUUGGGGUGAAGGAGAUAUACCUGCCUGUAAAUUCUUGGCCAUUUAUAAUCAAGAGCCCAAAGAAGUACAAUAACCUCUCAUUUACGGAAGCCAUGAACACAUAUCAAUGGUCCAGAAAAAAAGGAAACUCCUUCAAUCAACGGGCCCUUCAAAUUCCAAUAAAUGUUAGAUGUUCUAAACAUGAAAGCAAUGAAUGGAUGGUUCAAGGCAUGAUUGUAUCACCGCCUCAAGUGAAACAGAUAUAUCAGUCGGAAGAAUUUGUCUGUCUUUCACUGUCAUCUUGUCUGAACUCCAGUGGAUUCAUAUGCUUAGCUGUAAUUAUUUGUAAUGUGCUGUGCAUAUAACAACACAUCAUUCAUUCAUAAAACUGCCUCAUCUUUUAAGCAUUGUAUGGAAUAUAAGAUACAUUUGCACUUUUAUAACUGAUUUUUUUUUACAAUAAUAAAAUCAUUUUAUUAAAUCAUUUUUUCAUGAUACAUUUGGAAAUUGUAAGGGCUAUGCAAAUAACUGGGAAUUUAGAAUUUACCCUUUAAACUGUUUGUAAAUAUGGUAAAUAUAUGGUAUAAUAUUUUUGUCUAUAUAGCAUACUGUAUAACCUGGGCAUCUGAAUUUCAGUUUAGUUGCUUUCAGAUUGUUCACAUGAAAUAAAGAC
Xenopus laevis (African clawed frog) is the source of this 1933-nucleotide messenger RNA. RefSeq names its product monooxygenase, DBH-like 1 S homeolog (gene moxd1.S). Gene Ontology annotation, cellular component: secretory granule membrane. Gene Ontology annotation, molecular function: catalytic activity; oxidoreductase activity, acting on paired donors, with incorporation or reduction of molecular oxygen, reduced ascorbate as one donor, and incorporation of one atom of oxygen; monooxygenase activity. NCBI's taxonomy places the organism in Eukaryota, Metazoa, Chordata, Amphibia, Anura, Pipidae. The record is from RefSeq and is a predicted model, not a curated record. Bases 588 to 1625 code for a protein of 345 amino acids. Gene Ontology annotation, biological process: norepinephrine biosynthetic process; octopamine biosynthetic process; dopamine catabolic process. The transcript is spliced from 8 exons.